Molecule: messenger RNA, 2886 nt
Organism: Ictalurus punctatus (channel catfish)
Lineage: Eukaryota; Metazoa; Chordata; Actinopteri; Siluriformes; Ictaluridae
Gene: foxh1
Product: forkhead box H1
Exons: 4
Coding region: 339-1727 (462 amino acids)
Biological process (GO): regulation of DNA-templated transcription
Molecular function (GO): sequence-specific DNA binding; DNA-binding transcription factor activity
Source: RefSeq, a predicted model, not a curated record
GUGUGUGUGUGUGUGUGUGUGAUCAUCGAGGUAUGAAAUCUGCUUGGUUUCAGUGCUGUGUGUUUGGGCCAAUCUCAGUCUGAGUCUAAUUAGAGCUGCAGGUGGUAGUGUGGAGCCUCAUCAACACACACACACACACACACACUCUCUCUCUCUCUCUCUCUCUAUCUAUACACAUUAGGAUUUCCUGGAGUUUCUGCUUUUCAGAGGAACAAGAUUCCAAGCUGUUAAACAAAAGCACAGAGUUUGUGCUAAAGGGACAGACUUUCACUGAAACACAGACAGCGAGGACGUGGAGCCCUCAACUUUCCUCCUCCUCCUCUAUCAUCAUCAUCAGCAUGACAAAGCUCCGGGGGGGAGCGGAGUGGCGCGGCGCGCUCAGCCCGCACAGGGAGUCCGGAGUCCGGCUACAGAUCUCCACUCUGCCGCGGUGCACCGGGACCUUCGAGGAAACUUUGCGCACAAACUCCGGGGUCAUGGACGGCGUUUUUGCGCAACCCAGCAGGGCUAUGGGGAGUGUGUUACCACAGCUAACCGGCCCUGAAGAGAAACCUGUACCCGGAUUGAUGGACGCGCCUCGGGCUGGGACUCACGGUGCCUCCCGACUCCCCGCGGAUCAGCACGCCGGCGAGUAUGCGCCGAACGCCUGCAAGAAGAAGAACUACCAGCGCUACCCGAAACCGCCAUACUCUUACCUGGCAAUGAUCGCCAUGGUGAUCCAGAACUCACCGCAGAAGAAGCUCACUCUCUCCCAGAUCCUGAAAGAGAUCAGCACACUCUUCCCCUUCUUCAAAGGGAACUACAAAGGAUGGAGAGAUUCGGUGCGUCACAACCUGUCCUCCUACGACUGCUUCAUCAAGGUGCUGAAGGACCCGGGGAAGCCUCAGGGAAAGGGGAAUUUCUGGGCCGUGGAGGUGAGCAGGGUCCCUCUGGAGCUGCUGAAGAGGCAGAACACGGCUGUGUCCAGACAAGACGAAACCAUCUUCGCACAGGACCUGGCGCCUUACAUCCUGCAAGGGCACACUCCCGCUCUGCAAAACGAGACGCAGCCGGCCGCGCCCAGCCGCCGCCCGUCCCCCACUCCAGAAGACCUUUAUCGUCCCAAACUCGACUCGUCCUUUGCUAUCGAUUCGCUCUUGCACAGCUUUAGAUCGGCGGACGUGCUUAGGGGCAGAAGUGAUGGGUGGGGGGCGGAGCCUAAUCAUUGCUCGCCACGGCCUCGGUAUAUGUCGGCCAAUCGGAGCGCGUCGGCAAGUUCCGCCAGUCCCGCAUCAUCCUCGUCGUCAGACGAAGACUGGAGAGGGCUGACACGAUUCGAGGCGAGGAAACGAGGGACAGAUGGAGGACCCAACGAUUAUUUCCCGCCGAGCAAAAUGGUGAAGCGCGGUGCUUCAGCACCUCCUCCUCCUCCUCCUCCUUGGGAGCUGCCAACUUCCUACGCCAAAUACACCCCUCCGAACGCUGUAGCCCCGCCCAGCAUGCGUUUCAGCACAAACCCGUUCGUCCCUCUCGGCUCCGUUCCGUUCUACAGCCAUCACAUCACGCCCAAUCACUUUGGCGGCCGUUCGUACUGGCCUCUGUUGUCCGGUGGGCGUGUUUCGCUACAAGCUCCGCCCCUUCUGAUGGACUUGGACAGUAUGUUGCAGUCGGUUCCGCCCAACAAGAGCGUGUUCGACGUACAUACGCCACCAAACCAAUACGGACCUCCGUUUAGCAAGUAUUCCUAACCCUGCUGCUACCGAGAGAAUAUUUUUACACGGGGAAAAUGAAAACGUUUCGCUCUCCGUCCGAAGGCGGAAAUGUCCACGGUUUACUUUCACCGCGUCCGCUCGGGAUUGCUUCAGGGAAAUCUGCUGAUGAAUGUAGCGCAACAAUGUCCAAAUCCUUUGCACUGACAGUUUGCACUCAUUUUAUCUUUUUUACAUUUUUUUUUAAUGUUCACCUCGACGUUUGAAUGUUGUUUUGAAAAGCGACGUGUUGCCAAAACAGCGUAUUUAUCUGAUGUUUACACGCUUUUCGUGUCGCUUCUACCUCAGUUUUACCCUGAAACAUUUUUAAAAAGAAAUCCUACUACCUACUACUUUUGUCCUUUUGUGAAUGCUAAAAUGCUACACGGCUAACCUGCAUGCUAAAUUCCACACGUGGCUGUAAUGCUACUGUGAACGGUCAUGCUAACUGAUGGUCUGAUUAGUGUUCGUCACAUUGAUCUGAUGGAUGGUGUUGAUCACAUGGGUUACAGAUGAGUGUGUGUGUGUGUGUGUGUGUGUGUGUGUGUGUGUGUGUGUGUGUGAGAGACAGAGAGAGUCCCAACCCCCUGGUUUGAGAGAAUCUCGGUGCCGCUACAUCUGCAUGUUGAUGGCUCGUCGUUAGUCUGCAAUCUCCUGAGCUAUUCAGGGGAAACUUAUCAAAUGCAGAUAGGUGUGUGUGUGUGUGUGUGUGUGUGUGUGUGUGUGUGUGUGUGUGUCUGUCAUUGUUCUUUAUUGUUAAGGGCUAUUUUAUACCAAAAAAAACCCAUUCAUCCCAAUGGUUCUGUCCAUUUCUUUCCUAAUCCUCGUCCUAAUUAUUUUUGUUGUUGUUCUUGAGAUUUUAAAGGGACCCGAACCAUUUCUACGCACAUCCUGUAUAUGGUUUAUUUUAUUCUUGUGUUAUUUUAAAUUUGGAAGUGUGUCGCAUGUUCCCCACAUUGUCCUCUUGUUUACUCCAAGUGGAACGGACUUCAGGUAGUUGUUUUUUUAAAAGUUUUAUAUAUAAGUUGCCGUCGUGUGGUGAAUUAAAAGUGAUGUGUGAGGAAUAAAACGCUCAGGGUGGUGCUGUCAGAGGAAAAUAAUCAUUCAUGUUUGAUCUGUUUUCCUGUAACAGCACGGCUCUGAGUAUUUAUUUCUCUAA